Messenger RNA from Mytilinidion resinicola, 2268 nucleotides. RefSeq lists its product as uncharacterized. The coding region runs from base 1 to 2268 and encodes 755 amino acids. Lineage: Eukaryota; Fungi; Ascomycota; Dothideomycetes; Mytilinidiales; Mytilinidiaceae. The record is from RefSeq and is a predicted model, not a curated record. The transcript has 5 exons.
AUGCCCACCUUGGCACCUCCCACCACCCACCAUCCUUUUCUCAACACCAAGCCUAGCCUUUCCACUACAGGCACAAUGUUUGCGGGCCGGUCUACCGCCCUUGAAAAUCCUGCCGCUUUCCUGGGUUUCCAUCACCAUUCUUCUUCCCACAUAGCACCACCAGCUAUGUCUUUCACCAGCGUCACGCGGAUGCCCCAGGCUCGCACAGACAUUCAAAUCGCAUUCUAUCAUCCAACCGACAUGACCAUUAGUCAGAGAGUUGCAUUGGCUUUGGCAAAAUACAAGAAAGAAGUCGAACAGGUGCCUACCAACAAUGCCGGUCUAUCACAAGCCAGUGAGAACGGUCGUAUACAUGCUCCAUUACCAGAUAGCGUUGACCAGUUGGCGGACACGGCUGAUGUGGGUGAAGACGCCAAACUCGACAUGGAGAUCUACGGCAAGGAUUUCACAUCAAGUGCGAUACCGCCAAGCAAACCCUCAAUUUCCACGAUGACCGACCGGAAGGAUGCAGGGAUGGAUGCUUCACCCAAGAUUCGAGUGUGGAAGACACCGCAGCGAAAGAGCUUGACCAAUAUGACCACGAAGAGGAAGGCACGAGCCCUGGAAUAUGUUCAGGAAAACGAGGCAAACCAUGCAAAUAAAGCCGAUGAGUCCGCCAGCAGCGACUUGAGUGCGAGUACAUUUGCCCAAAACAACCACUACUCUAGCUCAAACAUCGAAUUUGCUUCGUAUAGUCCGCACGCUGUGUCAGAGUAUAGCAACAUCGUAGAAACUACCUUCUACGGUUGUGGGACGAAUCAGGACGGAACGGAGCGCAAAGGGGAAAGCAUCAACUUUCACUACGAUGUGGGUCACGACGGCGAGGCUGGAGAGAAUGCUACUUUCGGGCCUCCCAAAACAACCACGGAGGAGGCCAACGCUUUCCUGGACAGCCUGAACACAUCAUCAAUUGCUGCAGGUGUUCCAGACUCAGCUUCCAUUAGUGGGACUUCUUUCAAGUCUGCGCCUCGGAAGAUGGCUAUAGGUCGCAAAGGAAAGGCUGGUAAGAUGUCCUCGAUGCAUAACUUCACACCGUCGAAACCUCCGCAAGCAGAUGCAGCGACCGGAAGCGGAUUUCAGGGCUUCGGCGUUGCAGACGGCUCACCCACUCCUAAAUCUACUGAGCAGUCGUUCUCUUUUGGACAAGUCUCAUCAAAGCCGUCAUCGUCUCCGCCCUGCGACUGGGUAGAUGAGAACACGGAGCCGGUAAAGGAGAAGCCAUUCGAGAUUCCAUCACUCUUCAAGGAAUAUGCAAACAAGUCGUCCUUCGAGACCUUGGUGAACCCAGAUGGAUCCAAUUGGCCAAAGUUCGUUCUUGAGAGUCAUAAGGACUGGAACAAGGACCGUCUAGACCUCAACGGAGAGAUCAUGAAUUCUUCAUGGUACACAGACAAGGAAAUGACUGCUUUUGCGAUCGCUCAAGGAUGCGCUGGUUUCUUGAACGCCGGUGAAAAUCCUUCUACUAUUCACACCGAUCCGGAAGACAUGUUCCCAUUCCUCUCCCGGAAGGCACUCGAAGCGUACUACGAGUAUGCGGACAAGGAGAGCAACCGAAAGCUUGAACUUCUCGAAGAAGUUUGGCACGGGAUCUAUCUUGAGUAUCAAGAGAAGAGCCCAAUCCUCUGGGCACAUGCAAACGAUAUGGGGAAGGUCAACGCCAUGGCCGAAAAAUAUCAGGCUGUCUGGAAAGAGAUGGCACAAAGCCAUGAGGCGCGCAACAAAGCGCUUGCGGACAUUGCAUGGGCGAUCCGUAAAUGGGCAUGGCUUACUCGGGCAGUGCCUGCUUUCAAGCGGCAGAUGGAAGUGUCUGAGAAGAACCGAAAGCACACUAGCGCCUUGUCAAAGAUCGAGUGGCCUCGCAGUCAUUCAUCCACGGUCGGACCACCUGGCACCAGCAACGUUCAACUUUCACUGGAAUACCCCCAAGGUCUUUACGGAAAGGACCAAACUUCAGAUGGCGGAGUAUCUAUGUCUCUGAAUCGUGAAUCGCUGCCAACCGACGUGACGCAAGAGCGAAGCCAUGACAAUAGCACAGUGCAAUCAGAGGACGGCAUUGCUGACAGAGCGGGAGUCAUCUCAACUUCGGAGGUUCUUGCACAAAAGCAGCAAGCCCGACGAAGCCAGUUUGGAGAUCACCUGGUGCUCCCAAUCUGGGAUAGUAUCAUCAAGUACACCUUGGGCAUCUCCUUCACUGCAAUAGUCCUCUCUUUGGUCUCUAUAGCCCCUUAA